UGCAGGGGCCACAGCGCCACGGGCGGUCCGGCAAGUUGGCCUGAGCCACCCGCAGCGCCGGAAGCAGAGGGCCCCGCGGGGCGCUGGCCCUGGGGCGAUCGGGCCCUCCGGGCGCUGGAGACGGAGAGGUGAAGGGGCGGGAACCGCGGCCGCCCCGGAGCUGGCUGCUGGCCAGGCGGCGGGAGCUGGAGGUUUCUAGGAUGGCAGCGGUCCCCGAGCGCCGCACUCUCGCCUCCGCGCCCCGCGUGAGCAGUGCUUCGGGUCCUUCCCAGCCGCCUCCGCUGCCUCCAGCGGGUUUACCUUCUUCAGUGCUGUCUUUCUCAUGCUUUCCCGGAGGUGUUGCGUUGGUUUUAAGCCCUUGCUGGUGUCGUCCGAGGAGAGGGAAUGGUCACUUGUACCGGUGCUCACUUGGGUUUAAUGAGACGACGCCUAGAAGGAUUAAAACAAGGUGAGCCAAGCAUGACGGGCAAAACACAGACCAGCAAUGUUACCAAUAAGAAUGACCCCAAGUCCAUCAACUCAAGGGUUUUCAUCGGCAAUUUAAAUACAGCCAUUGUCAAAAAAGUGGACAUUGAAGCUAUUUUUUCCAAGUACGGGAAAAUUGUUGGCUGCUCCGUUCACAAAGGGUAUGCUUUCGUCCAGUACAUGAGUGAGCGCCAUGCAAGAGCUGCGGUGGCUGGAGAAAAUGCCAGGGUCAUCGCAGGCCAGCCUCUUGAUAUUAACAUGGCAGGGGAACCCAAACCAUACAGACCAAAGCCUGGAAACAAGAGGCCACUGUCUGCUCUUUACAGGCUUGAAUCAAAGGAGCCAUUCCUGUCUGUUGGUGGUUAUGUCUUUGACUAUGAUUACUACAGAGAUGAUUUCUACAAUCGGCUGUUUGAUUACCAUGGACGUGUGCCUCCGCCUCCUCGAGCUGUCAUCCCACUGAAGCGUCCCAGAGUGGCUCUCACCACCACUCGCAGGGGAAAAGGCGUCUUUUCCAUGAAAGGGGGGUCCAGAUCUACUGUUGGUGGGUCAUCUUCAUCAGGCUCUAAAUUGAAAUCAGAUGAGUUACAGACAAUCAAGAAAGAAUUAACCCAGAUCAAAACUAAAAUUGACUCCUUGCUAGGGCGCCUGGAGAAGAUUGAGAAGCAGCAGAAGGCAGAGGCAGAAGCUCAGAAGAAGCAGUUGGAGGAGAGUAUAGAGCUGAUCCAAGACGAGUGUGUGUCAGAGAAUGCAGACCACUCCACAGAGGAGCCUGCUGAAGGAGGGCAAGAAGCGGAUGGAGGAGAAAUGACUGAUGGGGUAGAGGAGGACUUCGAUGAAGAUGGGGGUCACGAGCUGUUUCUACAGAUAAAGUGAUCUGAAGUUGUACACAAUAUUGUAAAAGAAGAAAAGGAAACUGUGACUUGUGGAGAAAUGCGAAAGGUGGUUUCGUUCUGAACAGCAGCCCCUCCAAUUCAAUUUAUAUAAAAGUUCCAGUCACAGGGACAGUAUUGUUCACUUUUAGACAUGCCAUUUCUUCUGUGUUACAAGCUGUACAAUGGUUGUUGUAUGGAUUACAUUGUAAAUGUGUUUCCCCUCUUGCUAUUUAUGUUUUUUAAGUCUUAAAGUGUGAAGGACAUUAAUGGAUGGUGAGAGAGACCCUGUAUACAAAUGUAUAUUUGUAAAAGCUAUUUUUAUGAUUAGCAUGUGUCAUUGUUGAUCACAUAGUCAUGUGGUAUUGCAAUCCAACAUUUAAAGCUUGUUUCCAACAAUGUCAUACGGAGAAUAUACAUUGUAUGCUAGUUUUUAUAAUUUAUUUUCAAUUUAUAGUCUAAAGUACCUUAGACCAUGUGGAAAACUAUUUGAAAAAGCUAUAUUUCUGCCCUCUAUAAGCACCAUUUUAUUAAUAAAAGAAUGCAGUUAUUUCAGAAGUGAUGCAACCAUUUAAGGACUUUGGUUUGACAUGUGAGCAUGCUUGGCACUAGUGAGCUGAAAUGAUCCAAUCAUCACCUAUUACUUGAGACUGACUGUGAGAUUCUGUGGACAGUUUUCAGCACUUGAGCAGAUGAGAAGCAGAUUAAUAAGGAAAAGAUUGUCUUGUCCUGGGAUCCAAAAGUUUCAGUUAGUGCACACACCCCUCCAUCUCAUCUCCUAGUCCUCAGAAUCCUCCAUUCCCAAGCAUUGUGUUUUCCAAAUACUCUUGGCUAUUGUCUUGUGCAGUGGAAAUGGGAGAGACCAUCCCCACUGGCUGUAGGCACAUUCAGCACAUAAUUUCUUAAUAAAUACUGGUUCUUUUAAAACACA
Messenger RNA from Peromyscus californicus insignis, 2268 nucleotides. It is a transcript of the gene Ralyl, whose product is annotated as RALY RNA binding protein like. Gene Ontology annotation, cellular component: nucleus. Gene Ontology annotation, molecular function: RNA binding. NCBI's taxonomy places the organism in Eukaryota, Metazoa, Chordata, Mammalia, Rodentia, Cricetidae. The record is from RefSeq and is a predicted model, not a curated record. The transcript is spliced from 9 exons. Bases 385 to 1341 code for a protein of 318 amino acids.